This is a messenger RNA of Vitis riparia (riverbank grape), 2597 nucleotides long. RefSeq names its product cysteine-rich receptor-like protein kinase 10. The record is from RefSeq and is a predicted model, not a curated record. Gene Ontology annotation, biological process: protein phosphorylation. Bases 387 to 2393 code for a protein of 668 amino acids. The transcript has 8 exons. Lineage: Eukaryota; Viridiplantae; Streptophyta; Magnoliopsida; Vitales; Vitaceae. Gene Ontology annotation, molecular function: protein kinase activity; ATP binding.
AUUGAAGGGCAGGGUACAACCGUCUUGAGACGGGUAAGGAUGUGCUGCCAGAACACCCUUUUCCUUCUGAUAUGGGGACUGGAUCUGAUUGAUGAAGCAACGGAAAGCCAAGGAAUUAAAGUGUUUCAUAGACCAAGCCCAUGAAGGAGGAAGUUGUAAUCCUUAUGCCAAACCUUUUGUUGCUUUGCAUGCUUGGCUUGCUCAACUGCCCUGCUACUGAAUCCGCACCUGGGUUUCUACUUUAAUGUGUCAUACAUGGUUUGUUCAAAUUUUCAAAACAACCCCAGUUGCUAUACUUCUAUUUCUAGGUAUAUCAGAGCCAUAUCUGGGAGAAUGACCAUGAUUCUUCACUCUCUCCUCAGCUUUCUCUGAGAUAACAAAAAGACAUGGCAAUCCUCUCAGAACGAACAAUUGUGCUACUCUUCUUUCUUUCUUCUCUUAUCAUCCAUGGAAGCCCAAAGCCUACCCUCCUCUACAGCUUUUGUACUGAAAAUUCCAACUAUGUCCCCAAUAGCACUUACCAGAGUAGCCUCAACCUCCUCCUCACUUCCCUGUCGUCAGAUGCUACAAUACUUAACGGCCGCAAAUUCCACAACACGACCGCAGGCCAAGCGCCAGACAUGGUAUAUGGCCUCUACUUAUGCAGGGGAGAUGUCACAGACGCAGUAUGCCAGGACUGCGUCCAGACUGCAAGUCAAGAGAUCCUGACCAAGUGUCCCAACAGAAAAGAGGCACUAAGUUGGUACGACCAGUGCAUGUUUCGGUACUCCAACCGAUCAAUCUUCUCAAUCAUGGAAGAAAGGCCAAGUUUGACUAUGUCUAACACAUUCGAUAUGGAGGACCCAGAUAGGUUUGAUCAGAUUGUGAAUGAAACCAUGGUGGGUUUGAUUGAAAAGGCUACCCAUAAUUCUUCUGAGAGGGACAUGUUUGAGACUGGAGAAGCAAAUUUUAAUGCGUCCACCAAGAUAUAUGGCUUGGUGCAGUGCACACCAGAUUUAUCCGGCAGUAAUUGUAGUACGUGCCUCGAGAAUAUUUUUUCUCGUAUUACCAAUUGUUGCCUUGGGAAGCAAGGGGCCAGGAUUCUAGUUCCCAGCUGCAACUUCAGGUACGAGUUGUACCCUUUCUAUGGGGACUUAGCAGCAGCUACACCACCUGCACCUGCACCUUCACCUCUGUCACCUCUGUCACCUCCAGGUAAAAAGGGAAACUCGUCCCAACUUCUAAUUGCUAUCAUUGUUCCAGUAGCGGGCACAUUGAUAAUUUCUGGCUUCCUUUGCUAUUGUUGGCUAAAUAGGAAAAGGAAAGCAAAGAAGAAAUACAGUUCUACAGAAGAGGAAAAAGUUGAGAAUGAUAUCACCUCUGUGCAGUCAUUGCAAUUUGAUUUCGGCACACUUGAAGCUGCUACAAAUAACUUCUCUGAUGAUAACAAGAUUGGUGAAGGUGGAUUUGGUGAUGUGUACAAGGGUACACUUUCUAGCGGAAAAGAAAUUGCUAUAAAGAGGCUAUCUAGAAGCUCUGCACAAGGCGCAGUAGAAUUCAAGAAUGAGGUUGUAUUGGUAGCCAAGCUUCAACACAGAAACCUAGUGAGGUUAUUGGGAUUUUGCUUGGAAGGGGAAGAGAAGAUACUUGUCUAUGAAUAUGUGCCCAACAAAAGCCUCGACUGCUUUCUGUUUGAUCCUGAUAAACAAGGACAACUGGAUUGGUCUAGACGGUAUAAGAUUAUUGGAGGAAUAGCUCGAGGGAUUCUUUACCUUCAUGAAGAUUCUCAGCUCAAAGUUAUACACCGUGAUCUAAAAGCCAGCAAUGUUUUGUUAGAUGGUGAUAUGAACCCAAAAAUUUCAGAUUUUGGCAUGGCAAGGAUUUUUGGAGGGGAUCAAACUCGAGGAAGUACCAAAAGAGUUGUUGGCACAUAUGGCUACAUGUCUCCAGAGUAUGCAAUGCGUGGACACUUCUCUGCCAAGUCAGAUGUAUACAGUUUCGGUGUCCUAGUUUUGGAGAUAAUAAGUGGCAAGAAGAUCAGUCGUUUCUACGAAUCAGACCAAACUGAGGACCUUCUAGGCUAUGCAUGGAAACUUUGGAGGGAUGGUACACCCCUGGAAUUGAUGGACCCGAUCAUGAGGGACUCUUAUGCAAGAAAUGAAGUCAUUAGAUGCAUCCAUAUGGGUUUAUUAUGUGUUCAAGAAGAUCCUGAUGACAGACCAUCCAUGGCAUCAGUAGUCCUCAUGCUCAGCAGUUACUCUGUUACUCUACCAUUGCCUCAACAACCAGCAUUCUUCAUUGGCAGUGGAACGCAAUCAGGCUUUCCAAUAAAGGCAGAAUCAGAUCAAUCUACAAGCAAGUCAACGCCAUGGUCUGUGAAUGAAACAUCGAUUAGUGAACUAUAUCCUAGGUAGGCCGAAUAUACUAGGCAAUAUCAGAUAUGCUUAAUUAAAAAGAAUGAACUUGAUUUCUAAGGUUAAUGUGGUUUUUGACUGCUCAAAACCUUAAAGUAAUGCAUUUCCAAGUUUAGUCAUAAUGUUUUACCGUUUGGAAACAAUCUAAUAGUGAGGUGUGUAUUUUUUCAAUUUACUUUAAUGUGUCAUAUUUGUUGUUGGUGA